UUCGCAGACAAGACAUAUAUCUGGGACACAUUACGCUGAAAUACCACAUACCUGGGGCACAGUUCGCACAAGUGAGACAUAUAUCUCAACGCAUCACGCAUAUCAUGCAGUCGAUGUUUACCAUUCUGAAUGUACCCAGGACCUACCCACGUGUUCAUCUUUUCGAACAAACACCUAUGAUUCUUUCAAAUACAUUCUGCAGUAGACCUGUAGUCAGCUGUAUUGACUAAGUCGCCAAAUAUUUCACAACCUUGUUACUGUAAACACCGGAGUACUCAUCCCCGAUGCAAGCAGUCACGUACUUCAAUGCGCACUACCGUGACAAUAAAUCUACGUAUACAAAACAGGUUCACUGAAGUGGCAACGCAGUGUGCACUCUACGUCAGUGCUCGUUCCCCGCGUUCAGCCUUGUCCUCAGCACACUUCCUUCCCAGGAACAAGAUGGUGAAGUCGAGUAUUCUCGCCUCCCGCGACAAGUGGGUUGUUGGCCUUAUCUUCCUAUUUUAUGGAUGCCACAAUACUCUUGGUGACAUAUCUACGAUAUGGCAUGACAGAGAUCCAGAAGAUGAAAGACACCGCAGAGCAGAAUACCAAACUCUGAACACCUCCAACUGGUGGGAUGCAGGACAGGAGUGUAAGGAGUUUGGAGGCCAGUUGUACGUCCCCGGUGCAGAAAGCAUCUCCCAAGACGUGAUAGAUGCUCUGGAAGAAGACGAAUACUAUUGGGUUGGAGCCGUGAAGAAUUCCAAAUGGAUAUGGACGUCAGAUGCUUCCCCUUUGUACACCUAUGUCGGCUACAAACCUACUCCUAGCAUGAAGAAAACCCAUAUCCAUGGAAACUCUGCCUUUCAGUGCCACUUGGAGUGUGACGACGACAGUGUUGUUGGUUUGAGAGGUGAGGAGUGUUACUGCUUGUCGGCGGCGGUCCAAGCAACCUCCACAAACACUUCUCAAAUCAGAUGCUCAGGCAACUUUGAUCAAUCAUGUGGAAAUGAAGACGGAAUGUCACUUUAUGCUAUAGUUUUAGAUCGCGCUGAAAUAUUCUUAAAGGAAGAUGGCGAGUGUGGUUAUGCAGAGAAAGAAUGGAGAGGGUCCAUCAGCUUACAUUUUGACCAGAACUGUGACAGGGAAAGGUCUCUUGCUUGUCCAGAGCCGCUGCAGGAUAGUACACGAUGCCGGGGAACCGUAUGCGUUAAUAAUGACGAAAUGACUUGGGACGAAGCCAACAGAACACACCCUUUGCUGAAGGUCAACAACACUAACAGGCUUGAUCUGCAUAACGCCAUGGGUCGUUGGUGGAGCUACUGGAUUGGUUUGAGGAGAAAGUACUUCUGCAAAUGGAUAAAUGGACAGGACGUGAGCACUGACUAUGACGGCAGUGACCUGUCUGAAGCCUGCCUUACUGUACGGAAACUAGGCGACCAGUCAUCUCCCCUUGUUCGCUUCACCUGGCUCCCCUGUGAUGAAGAAAUGUUAUCUCUCUGUGAAUCGGUGAAACCGGGAACCACCUAUGUGCCUGAACCACAGCCGAACACUGCUGAACCACCAACAUCGACCGGCACCAACCACACAGAACUCUACGGACCGAUCAAAGGCAGUGCUGGGGUCUAUAUUGGAGCUGCCGUGGGCUGUGUUGCCGCUGUGAUAUGCUGCAUAGUUCUGGUACUAUUUAUAAGACGGAAGAAGAAGUUCUGUUUUGUGGAAAAGUCAGACACACAAACACCUGUCUUCAGCAACCCCACUGCUGAAAGCACAACCUACUGUCUAACCACAUCCACUGACCCCUACUACUCUAUGCCCAACCCUCCAGAAGGUCAGUUACCCGACCCUUCUCUGACGAAGUCCAUUCAUGACCAGAAAUCUUCAGACCCUUACUACUCUACCCUUGCUGUACAAGAGAAACCGGCUCCUCCCACGGCCGUCGUCAUGCCAUACCGACCAUCAGAACAGACGCUCUAUGUAAACUCUCCAGAGACUGCAAAGGAAGGAGUAUACAAUAAAUUGUCUGAUACUGAAAACCCGAACACUGACAGUACUGGAAAUGCAUACAACCAUACUUCCGGUUUAUUGCAAAAUAGCUAUAAAGGGGAAUAUGAUUCCGCAAAGGCAUUGGGUGAUGAAGAUGAAGGCAUCCAGGAUCAUCUGCAUCUGGGUCCACCAGCAGAGGAAGAAGAUGAUGGAAUAUACAAUAUUCCUGACUACGCUGAGCAUCAAAGAGCAGAUGGUGAUUACGACAAAGCGAAUAUUAAACGUUAUAAUUUGGCUCUUACCGACAGUAACACAAGUCAGACAUCUGUUACCAAUUCCAAAAGUCUUGUGGAACCUGCACCUGAUUCUCAAGCAUCUGCUCCGGCUCAGAGUGUUCCUGAAGGAAGUGAUGACGAUUCCUAUGAAAUACCCAUUGAAGGAACUGGCAAUGAUUCUACGGUAGUAAACGCGGAUACGGCCAGUAUCAGCGGCAACGUCGAUGAAACAGAUAUUUAUGAAUGUAUUGACAAUAACAACUCGGGCCAAACUGGCCGAGAUGAGGAUGAUAACGCUACCAGUGAAGGUGACGUCUCUGUAUGUCAGGACGAGUUAGAAGCAGCCACAUACUCUGCUGAGGACUGGUACAAAGAGGAUAGAGAACAUAUAUAUGGUAAUAUCGAAUCCGACUCCAGCACUGUUGGCCCUGUACAAGAUGGUCACUGCUACUACAACAUAGUCAGCGACACCAACGCUCUGUCAACACAACCGUCUACGUAUUGCAUCGAUGACGACAAUGUCUAUUCUCUGGCUACCCAUGCAUAGGUCCGGCCAGCUUGACGUAUAUGUGUGUCAGUAUGAUAUAUACACUAAUGAGUUGGUAAUGUCAACACCGAUAUUGUCUCAGUCACGAUAGUAACAAAAAACUUCAAUAUCUGUCAUCGCAGCACAAAAAUAUACUAUAUAUAAUUGCCAUGGACAAUUCAGGGCUCCAGAUAAUUAUUUUGACUCAAGAGUAUUUCACUCCUCAAAAUUAAAAUUUAGGAGUAAAAUACCAAAUGGAGGAAUAUUUCACAAAUGUUUUAUUACUUUUCCUUGAUAAUUGAAACAG
This is a messenger RNA of Haliotis rubra (blacklip abalone), 3076 nucleotides long. RefSeq lists its product as uncharacterized. Bases 307 to 2790 code for a protein of 827 amino acids. The record is from RefSeq and is a predicted model, not a curated record. The transcript is spliced from 10 exons. Lineage: Eukaryota; Metazoa; Mollusca; Gastropoda; Lepetellida; Haliotidae.